CCGACUGGGCGCGCGGCCGAGCGGCCUCGGGUCGAAGACCGCCUUCCCCCGCCCGGGGGCGGUGAAGCCCUUUCCCGGCGUCCGCGCUCCCAGCCUGGCCGCAACGAGUCGCCGGCCCGGCAGCGCGGUCGGGACCCUCGGUUUCCUCCCCAGAGCCCAGGCCUGCGACCCUCACUGCGUUAGCACUUGGCACUCUGUCCCAUCCAAGUUCAGGAGUAAAGAAGGUGAACUAAAAAGGGGAAAAGAGACACAAGAAUGUCAGGCAACAAAGGAAGGAAGAGUCAAGGAGUUCCUGAAGAAGAAUGAACUUCAUGAGCUUAAAACACAAAUAGCAUCUGUCUCUGCAGAAACUAAAGAAACAGAAAGGCAAAUUUAUCAGCAAGAUGCUGCCAUACAGAAUACCAAACUUCAGUGUGGAAACCUGGAAAAUCAAAUCAAAUCCUUACAUACAGAAAAAGUGAAGCUUAAAUUUGACAUAGAGGCAGCACAAGAAGAUUUUGAGGAACAAAUGAUAAGAUAUAAUGAAUACUAUGCAAAAAUAAAAGCACAUAAAGAUAGUUUGAGAGAGGUAGAGAGCAAAUGGUCAUUCAUGACUGAACUCAAUGAGAAACGAGACCUUGUUAAAAAACUAAAGACAAUGAAAGAGGAACUUAUGCAGGAUCUCCAAAAUCCAGAAGGAAACCUGAUGAAACAAGUACAGGAAGACAUUACAAACCUAAAGGACAAAAUUAUAACUGUAAAAGAAUCCAUCACUGAAAAAACUUGUUUUCUUGAGGAAGAAAAAAAGACACAUGAAAAAUUAAGAAAAGAAAUAGAGGUACAACAUAAGAGAUACAGUGCAAUUCUUAAGCGUUUGCACUGUCAGGUGAACAAGCUUCAGUCAGAGAGAAGACAAUGGCAAUGGAACAUUCAACAGCUGGAAAAAACUGCAGCUGAACUGAGAAAAUGCAUUGGAACGAAAGAUUAACAUGGCCGUAUGGUAAUGUAGUAUAGGGUAAUGCUGAGCACAGACUAUGCCACAAAAAUUACGGGAUAGAAAGGUGAGAAAAUCCUUUGGGUCUUAACAACCGACAUCCACUAUCAGAGGGCUCUCUUAAUGACAGAUAUGUUUUCUUUUCCUUGAAUCAGUCAUCUGUUUGCUGAAAUGCCUUCCAACCCGAUAAUUGAUAGCAAUAGAGAGACAAUAGGAAGGCUCACAGAAGAAUAGUGAAAGACUCUGUAUGAAUAUUUUGAGUGUAUAAGAUAUAUUGUACUCAUGAAUGCCUGUUUAUAAACA
Messenger RNA from Eubalaena glacialis (North Atlantic right whale), 1276 nucleotides. It is a transcript of the gene CCDC122, whose product is annotated as coiled-coil domain containing 122. The transcript is spliced from 5 exons. The coding region runs from base 509 to 967 and encodes 152 amino acids. Lineage: Eukaryota; Metazoa; Chordata; Mammalia; Artiodactyla; Balaenidae. The record is from RefSeq and is a predicted model, not a curated record.